Molecule: messenger RNA, 656 nt
Organism: Cutaneotrichosporon oleaginosum
Lineage: Eukaryota; Fungi; Basidiomycota; Tremellomycetes; Trichosporonales; Trichosporonaceae
Source: RefSeq, a predicted model, not a curated record
AUGUCUCCCUUCCCGCGCGACGAUGACAGCGCAGGCGGCGGCGGCGGCGGCGGCGGCAGUGGUGGCGCCCUCUGGUUCCUCUUCUUCCUACUCCUCGGCGUGGCAGGCGGCGCCUACUACUGGUUCAAGGUACGGCGGCGCGACACGUCGUUCCAACUGCACAACCUGGGCUCGUCGACGAACGCGCUCCGUCUCUCAAACGACGGCCCACCCGCAGACGAGUUCAUAGCCAACAACGCAAGUACGGACUCGCUGCCCGCGCUGGCGCAGCAAGACGUUCCCUUCCUUCCUGCCGCGGCAGCCGAGGCCGAAGCCGCCGCCCAUGGUCUCUCACACGCGCCACCCACCCCACUGUACCGGGACGAGGCGGAGGAGGGACCCGAAGGGAUGGACCCGCUUGGCGCGCAAGCGCUGCGAAGCUCGCCCUCCCGCAGCUCGCAGUCGCCCAGCCCGCGCCCCGCAUCCCGACCCUCCCAUUCUCGCUCUCACUCUCACUCCCGCCGCUCCAGCAGGAACUGGAGCAGGCCAACCUCGCCUCCCUCUGCCGGCGCGAGCGCCAGCGCCAAUCCCAAGACAGUGUUCAGCCUCGAGGAUGACAGCGAAUAGAGCCAUUCUAGUCAAUCGAAAGCAUAUGUAUGAAUAGCGUGCCACGCGUC